Molecule: messenger RNA, 2202 nt
Organism: Phytophthora sojae
Lineage: Eukaryota; Oomycota; Peronosporomycetes; Peronosporales; Peronosporaceae
Exons: 3
Coding region: 1-2202 (733 amino acids)
Cellular component (GO): plasma membrane
Molecular function (GO): oxidoreductase activity
Source: RefSeq, a predicted model, not a curated record
AUGGCACCGAGCAACGCGGAACCAACGGCCACCCCUCGCGUCGACGCGGCCUUUUCAUCGCUCAAGACGCCCGAUGACAAGCGCAACAGCCUCGUGGGCGAGCCUCAGCUGGCUACUCCAUGGGCCAGCCGCGUCCCCAUUGUCGGCAACCUGCUGCAGGUGCUGAUGGUGGCGGCCAUCGUCGCCUACGCGUACGGCCAGCUCUUCUACUUCUCGGACACCUACACGGAUCUGAGCUCGACUAUCGGCACGUGGUUCGGCGUUCCUGUCGGCGGGGAGAAGAGUGCGGGCGGCCACUCAGAAAUGGUGCGACCCACGUACUUCUUCCUUGUUGCGUUCCUGCCGAUCGCAGCGUCGCUGGUGUUUCUCGAGGUGCUGAGGCACUUCAACGUGCGUCGGAUCACGUCACAGUCAGUCCUCAGUUUGACUCGAGUGCUCCGUCGUAAGCCUCGCAUCUUCGGGUGGGUGGCCCGGAAGAUGCACAAGAGGGGCCGCGAGUUCAACUUCGAGCUGUACCUGGAGAUGGUUGCGCUCACGCUGGGCUUCACUUGCAUCUACAACAUGGCCUUCCUCUUCCUGCCGGCCACGCGCAACUGCGUGUGGAUGGAGUUCCUUAACAUCUCGUACGCCAAUGGGAUCAAGUAUCACCGCUGGGUGGGCGUUAUCACCGUCUUGACGGCGCUGUUCCACUGUAUCGGGUACUACUGGUCGUGGAUCCGACAGGGGGAGUGGAGGGAGAACGCCCUACCCUGCUUCGACUGCGAAGUCGGCAGCAAGGAGGGCCACGACCCGUGGAUGAACUUCUUCGGAGAGAUCGCGCUGCUGGCCUUCCUGGCCAUUGGCCUGACGUCCAUCCCGUGGGUGCGCCGCAAAAUGUACAACACGUUCUACUCCGUACACCACCUCUUCCUGGUCGGCACCAUCUUCGCCGUGCUGCACUAUAACGCCAUCCUCGCGUGGAUCUUCCCGUCCGUCAUGCUUUACGUCAUCUGCCGUGCGCUCUCCAGCUCCAACGGGUUCUCCCCGGUCUCUGUGGUGGUGGCGCGUUCUACCGCCCCCGCGGGCGACUUCAAGGUCGGCCAGUUCGUCUACAUCAACGUGCCGGCCAUCUCCAAGCUGCAGUGGCACGCCUUCACCAUCGCGUCGUCGCCGCGCUCCAGCCCCGACUCGCUGACGAUCCUGCUCAAGUCACUCGGUGACUGGACCCAGGAGCUCGUCCAGUACUCGGAGGACUGCAAGAAGGACAACGUGCUGCCGACCAUCUACGUGGACGGCUACUACGGCGGCUCGCUCGAGAUGUACGACGAGUACUCGACCGUGUGUCUCGUGGGCGGCGGCAUCGGCGUGACGCCCUUGUUCGCCAUCCUUGAGGACAUCGUGACCAAGCUGCACCACGGCGAGAGCAUCCGCCAGAAGGUCUUCUUCAUCUUCUCGUUCCGUGAGCUGUCGCUGCUGGAGGAGAUCCACCCGCUGCUGGUCAAGAUCAAGGAGCUGGACCCGCAGGAGCAGUACUUCAGCCUGCACUUCAGCCUCACGCGCGCGCCGACGACCGAGCAGCUGGAGAAGACGAUCGACCACGGCCGUCUCGCGGGCAAGCCGCACGCGUCUGCGGUUCGCUAUGACUCGGCCAAGGUCCCGACCCCUUUCGCUAUGUCCGUCCGCUCCGGAACCAGUCGAGUGGCCAUGUACACGGCCUCGUUCCUGGUGACGCUCAUCGUCGUGGUGCUCGUCAAGUACGGCAACAAGGUGCAGGCCGAGGACGAGAAUCUGUGGCCCCUGCAGAACCUCGUGGAGAUCUCGCUGCUCAUGGUCGUGGCCUUUGUGGCCGUGUUCGUGAGUAUCGCGCUGGAGAGCAAGACCCGCGUGCAGAAGAGCGAUUCGAGGCGCGCGUACGACGUGGCGGAGACGCCCCAGACGACGGUAUCUCUCGCUCUCAACACGGACGUGCAGACGUUCCAGGACCUCAUCUCCGAGUACAACGUCCAGGUGGGCCAGCGCCCUAACAUCCCCGAGCUCAUGCAGAAGGCGCUCGAGGGCCACAAGGAGCUCACGUCGAGUGACCCGUCGGCUGUUGUUCCGGGCAACUCAACGAUCGGGGUCUUCGUGUCUGGCCCGGAGGAGAUGAAGCUGGCGGUCGAGUACGCAAUCGCUGACAUUGGCGCCAGCCACUUUGACGUCUUUGAGGAGGAGUUCGAGCUGUAA